This is a messenger RNA of Amoebophrya sp. A25, 1476 nucleotides long. Lineage: Eukaryota; Dinophyceae; Syndiniales; Amoebophryaceae. The record is from the annotation of a GenBank genome assembly.
CCUUUUCUUCAUCGUUCAUCCUCCUCUAAGAAAAGUCAGCUUGUAGUUUACGGCGGAGCCACUGGUGGAGGAAGUUUGAGUUCGGAAGAGCUAUAUUUGUUGGAUUUUAGGGGCGAGGCGAACUGGAUGUCGGUUCCAGUGAUGGGUGGCACCCCAGGGAGGAGAUAUGGUGCUACAGUUUGCGUUGAAAAAACACACAUACAGAUGCGCAUCCUCCCAAAUCCUUCAUAACUACAUACGUACAAAUACUCUACCCUCCUAUCCAUUCGCACGGCCACCACAAGCAUUACAUUUCCCACCAGGUCACACAAUGGUUUUCAACAAGCCUCUUUUGAUAGUGUGUGGUGGUAACAAUGGACAGUCGGCGGAGAACGACAUUUGGAUAUUAGAUGUGGAGCAUGCGCCAUUUGCUUGGAGUGAAGUAAAAGUAAACGGCACCAAAGCACCUCUUGCGCGCGUUUAUCACUCAGCAGAAGUAUGUAGGGAAGGGCCAGCGGCAGGCAUGAUGGUCAUUUUUGGUGGAAGGACUGCGGAGAAUAAGUAACUUAAACUUGUUACGUUCUAUCUUCUAUUUUCUGAUUCUGUUGAUUGAUCAUGUUGACGUUCUGACGUCUUCAUGCAAGAUCUAGAUGUAGAUCCGUCUAGUUUUUGAAGCAUCGAAAUCGGCCAAACAUCGUCAGGUCCCUGAAAGAUAUCUGGGGACUACGGCAGCAUCGGGACGGAAGGUGGGAUUGGGUAGAGGCGCCAACAAAAAAGGGAGGACAGCCGGAGGGGAGGUUUCAGCAUAGUUGUAUCUUUUACAACUCCCGCUUGCUGAUAGUUGGUGGAAGAGGCUCGGACGUGAAUAAAUCACUUCCUACUGCAGUCUACGACACGGAGACAUGCGAAUGGAAAAAUGUAUUUGUUCUUUGAAGAUAUUAUUGACUUCUAAACAUUAGGCUCUGCAACUGCAUGUAUGAUCUACAUGCACGAGCACAAAUAAUUCAAAAUGUCAUGCAACGUCACGCAACCUCUCUCUUCAUUCUUUAUCAUAUUCAUAACUUGCCGAAUCUUUUCACACGCGUCUACUCCAGAUCGCGAGCAUAAACCGGUUUCGGCACUUCUGCUGGCUUAUACACGAAAAGCUCUAUAGUUACGGAGGUUUCGAUCAUAAGUCGCCGAGUGCGCCAACCAACGACCUCCAAGUGAUGGACUUGGACGCUGCUUUCACAGAGCUUGGUACCGAAAAGUGGAUACUGUUCGUCUAUUUCUUUGCAGGAUGCAGUAGUAGUAGUAUUAGUAGUGGCAGUUGUAGUAUUAGCCGGAUGCGAGUAGGCUCCCCCUGUCCUUCUAGACCUAACUGCUUGACACCAUCAGCGAAUUCAUUAAGAUCCAAACAGGUGUCUUCACUGGUAGCAUGGCUUCAUCUUUCAAAGCAGGUGUCUCCACUGGUAGCAUGGCUUCAUCACAGCCGAAGCAUUUAGACGAUUUGGGUAG